Entelurus aequoreus (snake pipefish) is the source of this 789-nucleotide messenger RNA. It is a transcript of the gene egr2a, whose product is annotated as early growth response 2a. The transcript has a single exon. Gene Ontology annotation, biological process: regulation of transcription by RNA polymerase II. NCBI's taxonomy places the organism in Eukaryota, Metazoa, Chordata, Actinopteri, Syngnathiformes, Syngnathidae. The record is from RefSeq and is a predicted model, not a curated record. Gene Ontology annotation, molecular function: DNA-binding transcription factor activity, RNA polymerase II-specific; RNA polymerase II cis-regulatory region sequence-specific DNA binding. Bases 1 to 789 code for a protein of 262 amino acids.
AUGGCGCACGGCCCGCAUGACGUCAGCCACAUGUACGCGCACCUCCACCCCGCCCCUUCCUACUCCUGCGGCGCCGACGUGUACCAGGACCCGUCGGCCGGGGGCUACCUGUCCACGCCCGCCUGCGGCGUGUCAUACCACGCCCCGCCCUCCUAUAGCGCGGCGCCCAAAGCGGGCGUGGACGCGGCGCUGCACGCCGUCCCGCCCGAGUACGGCGGCGGCGGCGGCGGCGGCUUGUACCCGCAGUGCCAGAGGGACAUCCAGGCGGCCUUCGCGGAGCGGAAGUCGGUGGCGUACGCGCUGGACUCUCUCUCCCUGCGCGGGGCGCCGCCGCUCACGCCCCUCAACACCAUCAGGAAUUUCACGCUGCAGGGCGCGCCUUCUGCCGCCGCCGACGGCCCGCUCGCCGCCGCCGCCUUCCCCGCCCACCCCGGCCUCCCGCUGCGGCCCAUCCUGCGGCCGCGCAAGUACCCGAGCCGGCCCGGCAAGACGCCCGUGCACCAGCGGCCCUACGCGUGCCCGGCGGAGAGCUGCGAGCGCCGGUUCUCCAGGUCGGACGAGCUGAGCCGACACCUGCGCAUCCACACCGGCCUCAAGCCCUUCCAGUGCCGCGUCUGCCUGCGCGCCUUCAGCCGCAGCGACCACCUGACCACGCACCUGCGCACGCACACCGGCGAGAAGCCCUUCUCCUGCGACACCUGCGGCAGGAGGUUCGCCCGCAGCGACGAGCGGAGACGACACCUGAAGAUACACCUGAGGCUCAAGGACAGGAAAGACCCCGCCCCUUGA